Molecule: messenger RNA, 1287 nt
Organism: Nicotiana tabacum (common tobacco)
Lineage: Eukaryota; Viridiplantae; Streptophyta; Magnoliopsida; Solanales; Solanaceae
Source: RefSeq, a predicted model, not a curated record
UGCACCCAAAUUCUUUUUCCAUAACUCCACCUGCAUUUUGCAGGGGAGGUAAUUGUGUUGUCGCCGUUUUUAACCCUCACUAACAGGAAAAAGCUCUUCCGAAGAAUGACGGAAGGCGUAUUCACCAUCACAGCAACUGACAACGACAACAGCAGAGCUCAAGCGUCUAUAAUUUCCAAUUACAAUAUUGACACCCGCAAUGAUGUCGUCGAAACCCUGCAGCCUAACGGCGUCAUUAAUAACGGAGAGAGGCUCACCGAUGACGUAAUGAGGAAGACGAAGAAGAAGCCAGGUGUAUUUGGCUUGUUCAAAGCUGCAAUGUUCGUGUUGCGCCAUCGUACAAAAGGAAAGCAGAAAGCAGCUCAGGUAGCUGUGUCAUCCACCAAGGGAGAUUGGAAGAAGCUGGUGGGGUCCAUGCGGCCUCUGCAUCUCCAGGACAACAAUAGCCAGGCGGCGUACGACUACUGUGCCACCACAUCUUCACCCUCAGCUUUGUCGUGUAGCGGAACCAUGAGCCAGUACGCUUCGGCAAGCGAUCUCCAAGCAAUGGAUGUUCCUGCUGCUGGUGCACCCUCAAUUACUGACAGCAUGAGCCAGUACGCUUCAGCAAACGAUCUCCAAGCACUGGAGGCCUCAACUUCUUCUGGCACCAUGAGCCAGUAUGCUUCCGCAAACAAUCUCCAAGAACUCGAUGACGAGGAGGAAGAAGAGGAUCCAGACCAGGUCUUCGAUGCUAUUGGCGCUGACGACAUGAUCGAUGCCAAGGCCGAGGAGUUCAUCCUUCAGUUUUACCAACAGAUGAGGCGUCAAAACAUUGACUCAAUGAGCGGCCAAUUCAAUUAAUUAUUUAACUUAAUAAACACAAAGGGGAAAAAAAAAGAACAAGGUCAAGAAUAAGUAAGGCUAUACGUACGUGGAAUUUUUAGGCAUGCACGCCCGCGGUUGGCUCAUGAUGAUCGACGUGCAUGCAUUUUACAUAACAUUUAUUAGUCCAAUUAUACAUGUUAUAUGAAAGAGUUAGAUCGAAGAAUGGACUAAUAAACAAAGCAUUCAUCAUAAAAUUUCUUAUAUGUAUUCUAUUAUAUGCAGGCUAAAUAUAUGAAUUGCUAUACAAAGACAAGAGGAACGUAACAAGGCAUGACUAUUCUAUAGCCAGCCAUUAUUUAACCUCCUUUAAUUUCAUUUAUAUAUCUUGCUUUACUGGAAAAAUUUCUGUCUUAGGGUGUACUUUCAGUUAAGGCGUUAUAUAUUUGAUCACUAGUUGUAGACAUUUUUGCCUUGUCUUCA